This is a messenger RNA of Lactuca sativa (garden lettuce), 2316 nucleotides long. RefSeq lists its product as uncharacterized. NCBI's taxonomy places the organism in Eukaryota, Viridiplantae, Streptophyta, Magnoliopsida, Asterales, Asteraceae. The record is from RefSeq and is a predicted model, not a curated record.
CAUGUAUUAUUCACGUAUUUUACAUUUCAAUAUUUUUAAUUUUUAUUUUGAAUAGUCCAUGUGAUCGGCGACUUGUCGGAAUUGCCAAAUCCUCCCGUCGAUUGCCGGAAUUCCACAAUUUGCUUUUAUUUUCGGGUUUUUAAUUAUGAAAUCUACCCAAUAAUAUUUAUUUUAGUAUAAAUAAUUACAAGAUCUGAAGCAGACCAACACGAAUCCGCUAACGGAUUUGAGAUCUAGUUGCUGUUUAGUUGCUGUUUGAUGCAGAUUCAAUAAUUCAAUUGUCUUGUAGGGCUGAAAACAUUUUUCAAAAUGGACCCAACAAUAGAAGAAGCUCUUAGAGCUAAAGAGAAUGCAGAAAAGCUAUUCACAGUAAAAGAUUUCACAGGUGCAAAACAGUUUGCUUUAAGAGCUCAAUCUUUAUGCCCUCAACUUGAAGGAAUAGCUCAAAUGGUGGCUACAUUUGAAAUAUACGCAGCAACAGAGACCAAAAUCAACCGUGAAAUUGAUUUCUACUCCAUUUUCGGAUUAGAUCCAUCUGCAGACAAAUCAGUUCUUAAAAAAAGGUACAAAAAGAUGGCUGUUCUUCUUCACCCUGACAAAAACAAAACAGUAGGAGCUGAUGAAGCUUUUAAGCUUGUUUCAGAAGCAUGGGCUGUGUUAUCUGAUAAUGUGAAAAGACACGCGUAUGAUCUUAAAAGAAAUAAACACUUAUUGGCUUCACUUCAUUCAUCUGUCAAUAACACAACAACACUUGACACUUUUUGGACUGUUUGCACUUCAUGUCGUGUCCAAUAUGAAUAUUUAAGAAAAUACGUGAACAAAAGACUUUCAUGUAAAAAUUGUCGAGGUGUUUUUGUUGCUGUUGAAACGGGAACAGCUCCUGUGACUUAUACUCCAUGGUCAUAUUCAUCUGAAAAUGGAUACGCCACCACUUAUGUACCAAGCACAUCCGUUUGUUUUGGAAACGGGUAUGAGUACAACGGGAAUGUGUCAUUCCAAUGGAAUGGGAAUGGAUAUUCCGAUCCGAAUCCGAAUCCCAAUACCAACGGUUUACCUUCCAAAUCCAUCGGUAAAUCAAAAGGGAAUGAAAAACAACAGACGAGAGGGAACGAGACGAAGUUAGGUAGGCCUCCGAAGAAACGAAAGAUAGAAACCGGAGACGGACCCCGGAAUGGAAUCGGGGAAACCGGAAUCAGAGAUUCCGAGUGUGGUGACAUUCCGACGAGACAAUACUCGUUUGCACCGGCGUUUGAUGCGAGAAAGAUGUUGAUUGAAAAAGCGAGAACGGUAAUCCGCGAUAAGUUGAAGGAAAUGAAACUGGAAUCCGGUUUGAAGACCGAAAAGAAUGGAAAGACAUUGAAAAAAAGUAAUUCGAUUCCGGUUCCGGUUCCGAUUCCGAUUACGGUUCCGGACCCGGAUUUCCAUGAUUUUGACAUGGAUAGAUCCGAAGAAGUUUUCAAACCAAAACAAAUAUGGGCGAUAUACGACGAAGAAGACGGAAUGCCGCGUCUAUACUGUAUAAUCCGCCAAGUCAUCUCCGUGAAACCGUUUCAAGUCCACAUCACCUACUUAAACUCAAAACCGGAACCGGAAUCCGCAAACUCCGGAAUCUCGAAAUCCUGUGGAAGCUUCCGUGUUUCCCAUUCCGACAUCGUUGACCAAGUCAACAUCUUUUCUCAUCUAUUGGGGCGGGAGAAAACCGGUAGAGGCGGAUGUAUUACGGUGUACCCGAAACGAGGCGACGUGUGGGCGGUGUACCGGAAUUGGUCCCGGAAAACCGCGAAAGCGAGGCGGCAGUAUGAGAUGGUGGAGGUGGUUGAUGAUUACUCCGAUAAGGUUGGAGUUUGUGUGACACCAUUGGUUAAAUUACAAGGUUAUAAAACUGUGUAUCAAAGGGGUCCCACAAAGAAUUUGAUUUCUAAAAAAGAAAUGAUGAAAUUUUCACAUCAAGUUCCGGCUUGUUUGUUGAAAGGUCAAGCUUUGAAUUUACCGGAUGGGUGUUGGGAUCUUGACCCAGCGGCUACACCGGAGCAACUUUUGAAGGCGGCAAUGGAGGUGGUGGAGGAGGAGGAGGGGAAGAGAGGAGGGUGUUUUGGUAAUUUGGUUUGAGAUUGAUAGUGUAUAGAUGGAAAACAAAUAGGGAUGGGGGGCAAUUGGUGGGAAAUUUAGGUAGGUGGAAGUAAGUGGUUGGGAUCAUAAGGUGAUCCACGGCAGCCGGAGCCGGAGCUGAAAUUUGGGUUUUUAAGAUGUUGGUUGAGAAACUUUGUACUAAUUAAUUACUUAUUUUAUGAGUUAAUUAUUUACCUUUGAGUUUUA